Molecule: messenger RNA, 713 nt
Organism: Phytophthora infestans T30-4
Lineage: Eukaryota; Oomycota; Peronosporomycetes; Peronosporales; Peronosporaceae
Product: triosephosphate isomerase
Exons: 3
Coding region: 21-713 (230 amino acids)
Biological process (GO): glycolytic process; glyceraldehyde-3-phosphate biosynthetic process; gluconeogenesis
Cellular component (GO): cytosol
Molecular function (GO): triose-phosphate isomerase activity
Source: RefSeq, a predicted model, not a curated record
UUCAAUUUGUAGUCUACAAGAUGCCUCGCAAGUACUUCAUCGGUGGCAACUGGAAAUGCAACGGGACUCGCAGCUCUGUCCAUGCCCUUGUAGCCAUCCUCAAUAAGACUGUCGUGGAUCCUUCCCAAGUGGAUGUGAUCGUGGCACCUCCGUCGCUCCACCUGGACCAGGUCCAGCGCCUGCUUCAGCGCAACAUCGCUGUCUGCGCGCAGAAUGUGAGUCUCACUGGGCUCGGCGCCUUCACGGGGGAGAUCGCAGUCGAACAGCUAGUGGAUUACGGCAUUUCGUGGACCAUCACGGGCCACUCAGAGCGCCGCGCGUAUUACGGUGAGACGGACGAGGUUGUGGCCAAGAAGACGAAGCGUGCGCUUGAUCUCGGUCUCCAGGUCAUUUUUUGCAUCGGCGAGACGCUGGAACAACGCAAGGCUGGUCAGAUGUUGGAGGUGCUGACGAGGCAGACGAAGGCGUUGGCAGCUAUCAUCAGCGAAAAGGAGUGGGAGCGUCUGGUGGUUGCAUAUGAGCCUGUGUGGGCCAUUGGCACGGGCGUGGUCGCCACCCCUGCGCAGGCACAAGAAGCUCAUCAGAAGUUAAGGCAGUGGAUUGCCAGCAACGUGUCAACUGACUUGAUCAAGUUGAAAGAUGUCGAUGGCUUUUUGGUGGGUGGAGCGUCGCUCAAGCCCGAGUUCGACGCCAUCAUCAGGAGCGCGCUGUAG